This is a messenger RNA of Fraxinus pennsylvanica, 453 nucleotides long. The record is from the annotation of a GenBank genome assembly. NCBI's taxonomy places the organism in Eukaryota, Viridiplantae, Streptophyta, Magnoliopsida, Lamiales, Oleaceae.
AUGUCAUGGCUGUCUGCACUGCUGUCUCAUGAUAAAAUGCACACUCCAGAUUGUGAUGCUGCUUGUGCUUCGGUUCUGACUCAAGCAAUGUUCACAGAAGAUCUGAAGAGCAGAGCAGUAAUGAUUAGUACACCUGAAGAGAUUACACAGGGUACAUGUGUUCUUUUCAUUUUUUUCUUCUUUUUGUCUCUAAUUCGUGUAUCUGAAUUCUUGGGGGCCACUAUCUCUGCAAAUGGUGAACAAGAAACUGAGGAACUGAUAGAACGAGCAUCAUCAUUAUUGCUAACACACAGACAUUUGGUCAUAUGUCAUCAUGACAUUGAUUUUGUAACUGGCACCUACUUCACUGUGGUCUCAAAUGCUGGUGGUGAUCGUGCUCUAGUUCUUGGCAAGCUAUUGGAGCAAGAUGAUCUCAAUUUGGGCUAUGAUGAAGCCAAAAUUUGUGCUUAUUGA